Messenger RNA from Saccostrea cuccullata (small rock oyster), 4042 nucleotides. Its product is annotated as lim and transglutaminase domain protein ltd-1-like. Lineage: Eukaryota; Metazoa; Mollusca; Bivalvia; Ostreida; Ostreidae. The record is from RefSeq and is a predicted model, not a curated record. The transcript has 10 exons. Bases 405 to 3518 code for a protein of 1037 amino acids.
CACAUUGUGACGUAACAGUAGAUAAUGUAGUCCUUUAUGACGUCACAAUUGCAGUCUUCAAGAUAGUGCAGAGAUAACAAGUAAAUGCCGUUCCAUCACCGAAGGAAAUCCACUGAAGAAGAGAUCAUCUUAAGUAGCACGACAUUCAGAGUCCUGAGCAACUGAAGGGGAAGACAUCAGCAUCAAGAAACGAAGUCGGUCAAGCUCAAAAGAUCCGGAAAAAAAUAGAAAAAAACGGACCUCUCCAGGAAAACAAAGAACGUCAUUCAAUCGGAGCUGGACUAAAAAUAGAGCUGAGCAAAUCAGGAACGUUGCAAGGAAAGACUGCUCAAUAUUACACUGAGAGAGGAAACUCAAAAAGGGCAUCUAGCAGAAAAUAAUCAGAGAAUACUCUAGAUAAUGCAAUGGAGGGUGACGAAGCAAAGCGCCUAGGUGAUACUGUAAAAGUUCAGGAUCAAUCCCACGAUGAAGCGAACAAAAACCCUGUAAAAAAUAUAAAGUAUAUAAACUCAGAGAGGACUUCAAAUGGCGCCAAAGAUAAGCCUCUAAUGAAGGGUCAGGACAUUAAACCGGACAAAAAAGAUAAGUCAAUUCCAAAAAGGGGCGUGGUCAACACCAAGGAAAACAAUCAAAGAUCGAGAAUUCCUGUAUCCGAAAACUCAAACAUUAUUGCCGUAAAUCAUGUUAAUGGAGAUGAUAGUUUCAAAGCGCAACGAAAAUGUUCACUUCUCUCUGAAAAAGUAUCGUCUCGCGACACCAAAAGCUCGAAAACCUCUUCCGAGAGUGUGGACAUAAAGGGAAAUAAAUUAUACGCCGAGUUUAUGGACAUUAAAUUAUCAUCAUCACAUAGUUUACAACAAAAACCGCCUAAUGAAUCAGUAGAAAAACAAAACUCAAAAGGAUCAGUAGACACAGGAAUGCCUGCCCGGGUAUUAGCUACACCCGCAGCCAGGAGACUGAAUCAGAGGGGCGGAUCUCAUACAGAAACUGGGACAAGAGAAACCGGGCAUCCCCACAGUGUGGGACGGGAUAAUCCAAAUAACGUGACCAACGGUGAUCAUCAAAUUAAUGUGUCCAGUAACAGUGGAAAUACAGAGGAGGGUGAGAUCUCCUUAAGAAACGCCGUCAGAAAAUCUUCUCGGGGCAGUUCAAUGUCAGUGGAAUACAGAAGAAAAAGACAGGUCAGAAAGUCAUCUAAUGACAGCUUAAUGUCAGCGGAAAACAGAACAAGAGCGCAGAAGGCAACAAAACAUGGAAAAAUGGCAAAGAAGAAUGCAAACAGACAACAUAUAAAAAUGGGUCAGAGAGGGAUUUCAAUUGAAUCUGUUACACAGAACUCCGAGAUAUCUCAGGGUUCUCUGUUAUCUUUCUCUGAAGAUGAUGACGUAAUGGAGGGCUAUCCUGCUCCUACACCGCCAUCUUUACUUCAACCCACGACAUUCAGUGACGGAGGACUAGACACGAUUAAUGAUCUCGUCCAUAAGGCUUCAUUAGAAGAAACCAGUAGUUUUGAUUCGCUGCUACAGUACCUUUGUGGAAAUCUGGAGUCUGAUAUAGCCCGUGUUCGCGCCAUUUACUGCUGGGUAGUCAGUCAACGACUUCCUAUUUUGGAUGACGUCAAAGACAUUCCUUCACCAGAAACUCCCAUUGGCUACCUCUGUCUCAUUACGCAGAGAAAAGGGUCCUAUGCUGCAUUGUUCUGCAAGAUGUGCAGGUAUAUCAACAUACCAUGCGUUGUUAUUCGAGGCGUUAGUAAGGGGGUAGCGUAUGACGUUGGAGAGACUAUGGACCACACAAAACACAGAAAUUCCUGGAACGCCGUGUACGCGCAGGAAAACUGGCGCCUUGUUCAUUGUCACUGGGCGUCCAGAUCAGCGAGGGGAUACAAGUCAGGAGAAUGGGCAAUAUUAGAUUGUCCGGAAUUCCGUAAAGAUACCGUGUAUGGAGAAAGUAGAUCGUACGUUGUCAAUUCGCCUAUAAACGACUGGUAUUUCUUCCCCGAACCAUCAGUAUUUAUCGACAAGUGUUUUCCGAAUGAUGACAGGUGGCAACUUUUACCAAAGAAAAUCAGCAAAGCUGAAUUCGAAUCCCGGCCGUUUCUGCAACCUGCCUUUUAUGCCUUGGGGCUUAAACUUGUGGAGCCAAAUCGUUCAUGUGUAGCUCACAUUCAUGGAAAGUAUGUUCUUCAAAUCCGAAUGCCUCUGGAAACUCGAGAUAGAUUAUGUUUUUCUUAUAACCUUUAUUUUCUACGAGAUUUUACAGAUGAAGGGGAAUAUGAAUAUCCGACUCUAGAUAGGUAUACCGUUCAUUAUUGUUUGAAUGAAGUGGCUUUCUUUGAGGUUCGAUUCCCCCCGCUUUGUGUUGGAGAAUAUAAACUCCAGAUUUAUUGCUGUAACAACGAUAUUUGCCUUCCAUCAGAAUGGAUCUGUGAUUUCAGGAUUGUCUGUGAGAAAGGCAUGAACUUUAGUGUACCGCUACCAGUGGUGCCAAAAAUAGGCUGGGGAAGAAACUCGGAGCUAGCUAAAUACAAGAUAACCGCAGUUUCGCACACAGGAGGUCUGUAUUCAUUAGACAGUGGAGAAGUGAGGUUUCUUUUUAUUUUCCCGCUAGAAACAGAUGCUAAAGCAGAACUAAUAAAAAAUGGACGUUCAAAAUCUGAUUUUGUGGAGAAUGUUAAAGUUGAGAAGAAUGGUGUCGAUGUUAGUAUUACUGUAGAACCUCCGUGUGAAGGUGAAUUCGCUUUACAGAUUUUUUGUCGUGAGCGAGGUAGUCAGAAUGAAGUGAAUGUUUGUAAUUAUCUGCUGGAAAGGACGUUUCCUAUUGAGUCAAAAUCACAAGAAAAGGCGAGGAAACACCUUUUGUCUGCAAUUUUAAGGACAACUCUUACAGCACAAGAAUUAACAGACGCCAUCGAAAUGUUUGUGAGUUCUGGAGCUAUAGAUCGCGGUGAAUUGGGGGCGGCUAAAUAUAAGCUGUAUAUGCUGAAACAAAGAGAAGAACUUUUGGAAGCCAUGGCACGUAGAAAUUUAGACAGACUGGAAAAGGUUCUUAUGGAUAUAAGCGAUGCCAAGAUGGAGAACGAUAUAGGCGUCGAUCUUGUAUCUAACGCCGAGAAACUGCUGACCCACCUGAAGAGAUUGCUGCGGUUCCGGGCGGCUGUCCUGGAGAUGGAUUCCAAGACAAUCUCAGAACUCCGUAGUUACAACAAGCCGCCACUGGCCGUGCACGGAGUCAUGGUGGCCACCUAUGUCCUCCUGGGGGUCGACGAAAAGGAAAUGAGGCACUGGGUCGGUGUUCAGAAUUUGAUCGGUAAGAGAGGUAGAGAAGGACUGAAAAAGCGAGUGGAGAACUUUGAUGGCAAGUCUGUCAGUCAGAAAAACUGGCACAGAGCCAAGGAAAUCCUAAGGGACUACGAUCUCUAUACUGUACAGGACGCCAGCGCAGGGGCCGCUACUUUCUAUCAAUGGGCUAUAAAUAUGAUAAAAGACAUCGAGGAACAGAACCAAACUUCAAGCUGAAGGCUGGUCCGGUUAGAGAAGAGUUUUCUUCAGAGGUUUUGUUGGAUUUUUUUUUCAAAGUGUCUCAGGACUUUAAAUGCUCUUGUUAUCAUUCAUUUACUUCAAUGAGAAAUUAUUUUUUUCAAACUUUUUAAAGAUGUACAAGUAUUUUUUUUUUAUUUUGCUGACCAUUUAAUGAAUCAGUCUUUAACUAUUUAUAAUUUACCUCGAAUUCUAAAAUUUUGCAAAGUGAAGCACAAAUUAUUUGAUCAUUUUAUAUUAUAUGAUGUUGUAUCAUGAUAAUUAUAUAAAAACAAACACAAAUAUUAUUAUUUUUCUUGUUUAUACUGUUAUAGGCGAUUUAAUAUUGAGUGCAAGUUUUGCAUUUAAUUUAAGUCGCGCCAUAUUUCUGGUUAAAAGUCAUAGGUACUUGCAACUCUCUCUCUAAUUCUCAAACAUUUCAAUUGUACAUGGUAAAAAUAAAGGGCUGCUGUCGUGCAAAGAUGCUCAGAAAAUUCAUUAAUUUAUACGUCACAUUUUGGAUA